Lagopus muta (rock ptarmigan) is the source of this 4520-nucleotide messenger RNA. It is a transcript of the gene SEL1L3, whose product is annotated as SEL1L family member 3. The transcript has 24 exons. Gene Ontology annotation, molecular function: protein binding. The coding region runs from base 69 to 3383 and encodes 1104 amino acids. The record is from RefSeq and is a predicted model, not a curated record. Lineage: Eukaryota; Metazoa; Chordata; Aves; Galliformes; Phasianidae.
CCGGGCCGGGCAGCAGCGGGCAGCGCCACGCCGCGGGGCGCCGCCGCCUCCUGAGCCGCCGCGGCAGCAUGCGGCCCCCGGCCGAGCCCCGCAGCGUCCCUCCUCUCCUCCUCCUCUUCCUGAUGAAUUUUGUGCCAUCUUUUGGAAAGGAGACAGUACGGAUAACAGCAGUUACACCGCAGUUUGGAAAAAAGAUGGAUUCUGUGGACUUCAUUCAUUUAAAUGUUUUGGAUAAGAAAGUCCUUAACAGUUCUGAGGUUUAUGUUCAAUAUUUAUGUUCUAAGCCUUGUAUAAUUAAUUUGGAAGCAGUAGCUUCCUCAGAGUUCAGGACUGGUGUACCAGUAUACAGAAGAAGGUGGAAGGAUGAGAAGAAUAUUGAUGUUCGUCAAACCCGACAAAUACAUUUGAAAUUUCCAAGCAUCAUGGUUUACAGAGAUGAUUACAUCAUCAGAAACUCAAUAAUAGUGCACAGUGUGAUAUUAUAUGCAUGGAUUAGUCACCAAUCAGUUAGCAGCUACGAUGUUGAGCAGAAUGAAAGCUACCAGGAGGCAGUUGCCAAGAAUUACACUUUUUUAGAAGCAGUUCCACCUUUUGAACGCCCGUAUAAAGACCACAAAGUCUGUCUUCAGUGGGGUGCUGACUAUUUGUGGAUGCUUCAGGCAAACAAGAUACCUCAGUGCCCUCAUGAAAGCGAUGGUGUUCAGAUUCUCAACUUCAUAUAUGCUUCCAGUGGGGAGAAGACAGGAAUUGUGAAGAGAUUUGAACGAUUUGAAAACAGAGAACUUGAAACAGUCAGACAACAUCAGAUUGAUUAUCCAAUGUUCACUGUUUCAAUCUGGCUAUACUUACUGCAUCACUGUGAAAAGGAUCUGUGUGGUAUACUCUAUUUUAUUGAUCCAAAAGAGAUGUACAGUACUCCCGCUAUAUUUCUAAAUGAGGAAGGUUAUGUGCAUGUUCAGAUGCACCUCAUUAGAGGAGAUGACCUUGCAGUAAAAACAAGCUUCAGCCUUCCUCUGAAGCAGUGGUUUCGACUGGAUCUCUCUUUCAAGGGUGGACAGGUAGAAGUAAGCAGCGUUGGGAAGAAUUUGAAAAGACAACACCACCAGUCUUUUAUUUUCAGGGAAGAUUUCUACUGCGAUGACACUGCUGGAUAUUUUGUCCUUGGAGGCAGUGGAUAUGUAAAUGGUAUUGAAGCAUUCUUUGGACCUGUGAAGUACUAUCGUCUUAAUGUCUUGGAAACAGACCAGAUUUCUAACCCUCUGCAUGACAAAGAAACAGUGGAACAAAUUGAACACUACUACGAGAGAUGUAUGGACAUUCAAGAUAUAGUUUAUGAGUACAGUCAUAUUGUAAGGAAAGCCCAACUAUCACAAAGAGCUUGUUACUCUGAAAACUAUUACUUAGAGCAGCUUCACAAAUACAGAGGAAAGCCUACAUGCGACGCCUUCAUAUGGAGAAAAGAGCUCAGGGAAAAGUACCACACCUUGUUCAGACUGUUGCAAGAGAUGGAUUUCAGUGCUCCAGUGUCAGAAGAGGAAAGUGAUACAGUUCUAGAAAUAGGCCAGAGGAUAUUUGAGAAGAUCGCAAAGAAUUUAUCAAGUCCUGAUGGCCUGAGCAACGUGGGCUCCUCCAUCCCUUUCUUGGUGGACUCCAGUUGCUGUGGAUACCAUAAGGCUUCUUAUUUCCUUGCAGUUAUAUUUGAAACAGGGCUUGGUGUGUCUGUGGAUCAUGCAAAGGGACUGCUGUACAGUUUGGUCGGGGCUCAGGGGAAUGAGAGACUUUCUGUGAUGAAUCUUGGCUAUAAGCAUUACCAAGGCAUUAAUAACUAUCCACUUGAUUUGGAGCUGUCAUAUGCUUAUUACAGUAAUAUUGCAAUAAAGACCUCCUUGGAUCAACACACUAUAAAAGGGGAACAGGCAUUUGUUGAAACUAUAAGGCUAAUGGAUGAUGAGCUGCUUAAAGCUCAAACAAAAGAAAACGGCGAUGUCUUUAUGUGGUUAAAACAUGAAGCAACAAGAGGAAAUGCAGCUGCACAGCAACGAUUGGCUCAGAUGCUGUUUUGGGGCCAACAAGGAGUGGCAAAAAAUCCUGAAGCAGCAAUAGAAUGGUAUGCAAAGGGUGCAAUAGAAACAGAAGAUCCAGUGUUAAUAUAUGAUUAUGCCAUUGUGUUGUUUAAGGGCCAAGGUGUGAAAAAGAACACAAAACUUGCUUUAGAGCUGAUGAAGAAAGCGGCAGCCAAGGGCUUGCCCCAAGCAGUGAAUGGACUGGGAUGGUAUUACCACAAUUUUAGAAGAGACUACAGAAAAGCAGCCAAGCACUGGUUAAUUGCUGAAGAAUUGGGAAAUCCAGAUGCAUCCUACAAUCUUGGUGUCCUUUAUUUAGAUGGGAUUUACCCUGGAGUACCCAGUAGAAAUCAAACAGUAGCUGCACAAUAUUUCUAUAAAGCUGCUCAAGGAGGACAUAUAGAAGGGACUUUACGAUGUUCUCUGUACUACAUCACAGGAAAUAUGAAAGAAUUCCCCAGAGAUCCAGAAAAAGCUGUAAUCUGGGCAAAGCACGUUGCAGAGAAGAAUGGUUACUUAGGUCAUGUCAUUAGAAAAGCACUCAAUGCUUAUCUGGAACUUUCGUGGCAUGAAGCUUUGCUGCAUUAUGUUCUAGCAGCUGAAACUGGGAUUGAAGUGUCACAGUCAAAUUUAGCACACAUCUGUGAAGAAAGACCAGAUCUAGCAAGGAAAUACCUAGCAAUUGAUUGUGUUUGGAGAUACUACAAUUUCUCUGUGUCUCAAAUCAAUGCACCCUCAUUUGUUUAUUUGAAGAUGGGAGACUUCUACUACUAUGGUUACCAGAACCAGUCUAAAGACCUUGAUCGGUCAGUGCGGAUGUAUGCACAGGCUGCAUUAGAGGGAGAUUCACAGGGUUUCUUUAAUUUGGCCCUUCUCAUAGAAGAGGGUAACUCCAUACCUUCCUACAUUCUGGAUUACUUGGAAAUUGAUCAGGCAUUGCAUUCUGGUAAUACUUCACUUCUUCAGGAACUUUAUUACAGGUGCUGGAACCAUAGUAACCAAGAAUCAAUUAGCCCAUGCUCAUUAGCAUUGCUUUAUUUCUACACAAGAGUUUUGUGCAACAAUAUUUUACAAUCUACUUUGAUAUAUUUCAUGGGAACCUUUCUUCUAUCAAUUCUGGUUGCAUUUUCAGUACACUAUUUUCAGGCUCUAUCUGCCAGUAAUUCUCCUGGAACAAGAUCACAACCGUCAUUGGCUGAGCCUUCCUCAGGGAACAGCAAUGAGGAUGCUACAAGACCAGUGCAACAAGAUGAAUCUACUUUAUCAAAUGAUUUAGCGCAGCAGGAGUUAAACCCUCUGAAUCCUCUUGUUACCAGCUGAGGUGUAUUCUUCUUAAGGCUCUACAGGAAUACGGAAUAUGAACCACCACCAACCUAAGUACUGGCAACCAACCUUAUUAGUAACAUUAAUAAUACGGCCCAACAUCCAAAAUUACAGGGAAAUCCACAGAUCUAAUUAUUCUAGUAGAAAACCACCCCUAUAAUAACUUUAACACUCCAAACAGGGAAUACAGCUUAUCUUACUAUACCCAACAAAUGAUCUUUGUGUAUUUUAUUGAAGGACUAGAAGACGACAAAGUCAAUACCUAACUGAUGCAAAAACUCCCCCUUGGUUUUGAUGAAGCAAAUAUUUUGCUCGCAUAUCUAAUAACUUACUAGAUAAGCUCAAAUGCAGUAAAGGUCACUUUACUGGUAUAAUUACUGAAGUUUUCUGAGUUGGAAGCAUGGAAAUGAUAAACAAGUGAAACUCAGCCACUACUGCUUUUCAAGUUCCGUGCCACACCAGCCAGGAAUUUGGUACUCGUAACAGUUUCUUGUGGGUGGUUUUUUUUUUUUUGGACACCUUAUAUUCCGUCCCAAUUCUUCGGUGCAGAAAAUAUUCUCUUUUGAAAAAUAAACACUGGGGGGAUUUGCAAUGCAGUCAUAAUGUAGUAGUACUACUGGCUAACCCUUGAAAUGUCAAAGUUUCAUGAGUGUCAGCAAUUUCCUAGGAACACAACAGUUAAUAUUUCCUCCACCCAAGAGAUAUUGAUUGGAGAAAGUAGAGUCCUUAAUGGAUAAAUAAGAGAAUAUUCAAGUGCACCAGGUGACAUGAAAUGAGUGAACAAUUCAUUUUCUUGAGUUUACACAGGUAACACUCAAAAGGAUUUAUUUCAGAUUCUACAGUAACUCUUAAAAGAUACCUCUUUAAAUGACAUUUUGAUUAAACACUAGAUGGAAAAUAUGGAUAAUAAGAAUAUGGUGCAAGUGUCUUCUGUCUGAUUUAGAGCUGUGGGGUAAGUGGCUGUAGGAGAGGUCUGACUUCUAAUGCAGAUGUACAUUCACUUCUGCAAAUGUGUUUAGAUCACAGACUAUAAACUGCAUCAAUCUGCAUCAAUCUAUGCAUUACUGAGGGUUAAAUCCACUCUCCUUGCACUACGUUAUUUACGCUUGUAAAUAAAAAUAUUUUUCUAAUUCA